Lampris incognitus (smalleye Pacific opah) is the source of this 2263-nucleotide messenger RNA. RefSeq names its product pre-mRNA processing factor 38B (gene prpf38b). The coding region runs from base 408 to 1838 and encodes 476 amino acids. Gene Ontology annotation, cellular component: precatalytic spliceosome. The transcript is spliced from 6 exons. Lineage: Eukaryota; Metazoa; Chordata; Actinopteri; Lampriformes; Lampridae. The record is from RefSeq and is a predicted model, not a curated record.
CCAGAGCAAGAGUAAAACGCGAGCUCGCAGAGUCGUCUGGCUCCCAGGCUUACGAUGUAUGUUAAUUACGACAAAACAUUCCUCGUUGUACGUUUGCACUCAGACGCGUAAACUCCCUGCUUUUAUUUUGAAAAGGACAGACAGGAAGUCGUUGACGUUCAUUUGACGUUCCGUCGUUCUGGCUACAGAUGAAUGACGCGCAGGUCCCGUACCGCCGCAGUACCAUUGUUGACGGUCCCCACUCAUGGCGGCAGCCAGUUCUCACCGUUAAAGAAUAACAAACAACGUCCGUACUGAACAGCUGAAACUUGACGAGUGAAGAUUCGGGUUCGCAAAUCGAUGGCGGUUAUAGUCUGAGGACCACCGCCUUUGGAAGCCGAGCUUUAGCGGGGUAGGAUUCCGCCAUCAUGGCUAACGCUGGUAGUCAGCAGCAGACACAGGCCGUCAGCAAACCCGCGCCGGGGAAACAUGGAAACGUAUUGCCCCUAUGGGGCAACGAGAAGACCAUGAACCUCAACCCGAUGAUUCUCACCAAUGUCCUCUCCUCACCUUACUUCAAAGUUCAACUCUAUGAACUGAAAACGUACCACGAGGUCGUGGACGAAAUCUACUUCAAGGUAACCCACGCCGAACCCUGGGAAAAAGGAAGCCGAAAAACUGCGGGCCAAACUGGAAUGUGCGGAGGGGUACGUGGAGUUGGCACUGGUGGUAUUGUGUCAACUGCUUUCUGUCUUCUUUACAAACUGUUUACCCUUAAGUUGACGCGCAAACAAGUCAUGGGUCUGAUCACUCACACAGACUCUCCCUACAUUAGAGCACUUGGCUUUAUGUACAUAAGAUACACUCAGCCCCCUCCAGAUUUGGUGGAAUGGUAUGACGACUUCCUGGAUGAUGAGGAGGAGCUAGACGUGAAGGCAGGGGGAGGCUGUGUGAUGACCAUUGGAGAGAUGCUGCGCUCCUUCUUGACCAAACUGGAGUGGUUCUCCACUCUGUUUCCUCGCAUCCCAGUACCCGUGCAGAAAAUGAUUGACCAGCAGAUGAAGGCUCGGCCUCGAAAGAUUCCUCAGAAGGAGCCAGUGGAGGAGGAGGAGGGCCAGUUCACAGAGUCAGGGAGGCCAGGAGAACACCGGCGCACCAGGAGCCCCAGACGCACACCAACUCCGAGGAGGUCACCCAAACGGUCAAGGAGCAGGAGCCAUCACCGUGAACGGGACCGCCAUGGUCCAAGCUUUGACCGUGAGCUGGAGCGGGAGCGCGACCGGCAGAGGAAGGAGAGGGAGGGCAGGGAUAGGGACAGAGACAGAGACCGGGAGAGAGGAGAGCGGGAGAGACGCCGGUCACGCAGCGCAGACAGGAACCCAGACCGGCGAGAGCGUCGAAGCAGCGGCAGCCGGGAACGAAGGAGUGAGCGGAAAGACAGGGAGAAGGACGGGGGGGAAAUUGACCGGAGCAGGAGGAAGGAGAGGGAUCACCACAAAGAUCGGGGCAAUGAUAGGGAGAGGUCCAGGGAUAAGAAGAGCAGGGGAGAGACUGAGGAGAGGCGACACAAAGAUGACAGGGAAAGGCACAGGGAGGAGAGGAAAUCCAAGCGGUCCAGCCGGAGCCGGAGCAGGGAGAAGCGACACAAAAGUAGUAGAACAGAGGGCGGAGAGGAGAAGAGCAGGAAAAAAGAACGCAGUCACAGCCGAGAAAGAGACAGGGACAGAGAGGGAGAGCAGCGCUCUCACAAACGUAGCAGGAGCAAAGAGAAGAGCCAUCGGCAGCGAGACUCCAGUAAUGACCACGGUAAACACGGGGAUCGUCGAAGGAGCCAGAGCAUCGAGAAAAUGUCACCUUAGAGCAAUAUCACCUUCUACUUCUGUGGUCCUCCUUUACUUUUGUUCAGUUCUUUUUUUACUUGAUUAUCUAGUCUGUCACAUGUGCUAAAGAGUGAAGAUGUUGGCACAACAAACUUCUGGAAUUGUCUGGCCGAUGUAACGUUGCUUUCUGUUGAUCGUUUUCUGCCUUUCUCACUCCUCUCCUCUAGACCAUUGUUAGUCUUCACCUGAGAUUUGUAAAAGUGUGGCAUUUUAAUUUUCUAUGGUUCGUUAUUUUUCUCGGAGGAGGUUCAAUGGCUUUGUACAGAGAGAGCCUGAGAAUGUUUCAAUCAUCUGGAGCAGUCCGCAAAGGGGAAUUUGUACACACACCGAGCCCUCGCUUGCGCUGUGUUUGGGUUAUUGCUCUGUUGCAUUUUGUUUUCUAAUAAAAUACUUUUAUGGACGAA